Molecule: messenger RNA, 708 nt
Organism: Cotesia congregata
Lineage: Eukaryota; Metazoa; Arthropoda; Insecta; Hymenoptera; Braconidae
Source: the annotation of a GenBank genome assembly
AUGCCUGACAGUGCAGCUGUUUAUCGACCUACCACAGUGGGUUACAGUUAUGAAGCCAACGGAGAUGGCAAUGAAAGUGGUGUUGGAGUUGGAGGUGGUGUUGGAAUAAGAAAUGGAUUUUCACGAAUUAUUUUUAGGCACAAAGUUAGCACACGAAAAUGGCUCGAAUGGGUAUUGCUGUCAGUGGCACUUUGUGCUACUCUUGCUGGGCUCACCACGAUGAUAGUUAAUGUAAUAGCUUCUGGAAGUUCUCUACCUUCUAAAGUAGUCCAGGAUAAUUCAAAAAACGGCUCAAAAUCUGACACAACUACAAAAAUGGAAGAUGUUAUUAAUCAAGAUCCUAAAGGAUCACUAGCUGCUGGAGCGAGCAUUACUCUGAUAGGAUUAGUAAUGGGUGCUCUUUGGGCUUGGUUACGUUUCUUCCGGCACGGUGGAAAAUCACAGAGAGGUGGAAUCAGUCGUGCAAGUGGACAGAUGUUGGGCGGUUUGAAUCCAUCAACUGACUUGCUGGUGGGUUCCACUUCGCAGUACGGGCCAGUACUCACCGAGGUGCCGAGCCAGAUGACCAACAAGCAGAUGAUAAAUGAAACGCGAGCUGUUCCGAUGUCAGAUCAGGAGGAAGAGACACACACGCUCAUGCCAGAUUCAACAGCUAUUCCAUCAGCAGUCAUCAAUCAAUCCGGUCAUCCUACUAAUCAAGCAGGCUAA